This is a messenger RNA of Candida dubliniensis CD36, 957 nucleotides long. Its product is annotated as putative transposable element protein. The transcript has a single exon. The coding region runs from base 1 to 957 and encodes 318 amino acids. The record is from RefSeq and is a predicted model, not a curated record. NCBI's taxonomy places the organism in Eukaryota, Fungi, Ascomycota, Pichiomycetes, Serinales, Debaryomycetaceae.
AUGGCUUACAACAACAACAAAAAUCGUAACAACAACCACAAAGCGGGAAAAAACCCAAACUUUAGAAACAAAUCCCAUUCCAAAAAUUUUAAACCAAAAUUUAACCCAAGAUUCAAACAAUUUAAAAAAGAAACUGCAGUUGAGAUCCAAGUAAAGUUGAAUCGUCAAAAUCCUGACACUGCGAUCCAACGCGCAAUGGUUAUGGAUGGUUCCGACAAAUCCAUUAUUGUUGCUGUCAAACGUCAAAUGAUGAAUCGUUUAAUCCAAACCAAGAAUGACAUGGCGGCUUCAAAGUUCAAAACCCUGAUGAUUUUUGCGAUUGCAAGACCACACCUUGCUGGUAUGGCAGCUGAAUGGCUUCAAGAAUUUGAAAACGACCAAAUUGAAAAGGAAAACCCUAUUAACGGAGAACGCCGUUCAAAUAGUACUACUUUAACAAUUCAGGAAUUUAUCCAUCAAUUUGAUACUCGUUUCUUGCCAAAGAACAACGACAUGGUUAUUCAAGCCAACUUAAGCAAAUUAACUCAUACUGGUACUUACGACCAGUUUAGAAAUGCCUUCUUUAAAUUGUACGAUCGUAUGAUUGAAAAGAAGGAUCCCGCAAUUGAUAGUAACGCCUUAGACUUGUUUAAAUCCAAGGUUAGACCAAUAUUCCUUUCAGAACUCGCAGCCAUCCACUCAAUUUCGGAAUUACGGUAUUUCCGUCCAUCAGAUGGUCUGUUAGCUGGUGACGAGGCGUUACAAAAAGCAAUCAACUCUACCAACUCAUCAGGUCAUCAAUCCCAACCUAAGAAAGUCAACAACUCAAACAAUCAACAAUGGGAUGAUAAGAAAGUGUGCCUCCGUCAUGGUCCCUGUAACCACACCACCAAUGAGUGUUCUGCAAUUGCUAACUUCAUUGACGCGGAUAAAAAGAAAUCCAGUAAGCAGUUCAAUAAGUCGGAGUCAAAAAACUAG